Molecule: messenger RNA, 1692 nt
Organism: Puccinia graminis f. sp. tritici CRL 75-36-700-3
Lineage: Eukaryota; Fungi; Basidiomycota; Pucciniomycetes; Pucciniales; Pucciniaceae
Exons: 7
Coding region: 1-1149 (382 amino acids)
Molecular function (GO): 2-oxoglutarate-dependent dioxygenase activity
Source: RefSeq, a predicted model, not a curated record
AUGGAUCCAUCCGAAGAAAGUUUACAGAAACUAGUCAGCGAAUACCAAGAGUUAAACGGAUCGGCCAUCGACCAAGUCAGCGGCAGACUGCCAACAGCACUCGAACUAUCUCGAUCGAUUGCCCGCAAUCGGCCACUGGUGAUUCGGUCGUACGCUGGACUCCAAAGAGCCUCUUCUUCUUCCUCUUCUUCUUCUUCUUCCAUUGAAGAAGAUCAUCAUCAUCAUCAUCUCGAAGGUCUCGAGGAAUGGACGGAUCCGAAGCUCGUUCAGAGGCUUGCCGACCAGCCCAUCACAGUAGCAAGAACACCAUUCGGUAACGCUGAUUCUAUCGUGGAUGGCACAUAUUUCGUCGAACCGGCAUAUGAAAAACUUACGAUGGCUGAUUUCCUCGCUGAAUUACGCGGCUGCUCGGGGACUAAAAGCAGCCAGGAUGGCUCCACAGACGCGGCGAAUCAGGACCGGGCGUCUUCAGGAUCGAGAGGGGAUGUUGUGUAUCUGCAGUCGCAGGAUGGCAACUUGUCGAAGGAGCUUCGUCCACUCCUUCCCAACGUGGGCACCCACGUACCCAUAGCCAGCCAGGCGCUAGGAACCAAUCAACCUGACGCUGUCAAUCUGUGGAUUGGCGAUGACCGUAGUAUUACUUCACUUCACAAUGAUCCAUAUGAGAAUUUCUAUCUAAUGAUUGAAGGAUCGAAGACAUUCACGCUCUUCGCACCGGUGGAGUACUAUUGCAUGCAUGAAGGGCGCUACCGAUCGAGCCAAUACCACUGGUCCGAAUCGGACCAGAAGUGGACGAUUAUCCCGAAGAGCUCAGAGGAGCAGAUCGUUCCGUGGAUUCCGAUCGAUCCUUUGGAGCCCGAUUACAACACUUACCCCCGCUUCAGAUUCGCUAGAUCUAUGAGCGUCACACUCCAUCAAGGCGACUUGCUUUAUCUUCCUUCGCUUUGGUUCCACCAUGUUCAAGCCCACAGGACGACUCCUAACGGCCUGAUCAUCGCUUGUAAUUGGUGGUAUGACAUGAAUUACGAAGGUGCACAUUAUGCUUUGUUUUCGUACCUCAGAAGACAAGUAUUGGCUUUAGAUCGAUCUGGCCUACCCAACCCUAUACCUAAGGAUGUCGAAUUUGGGGAUGGUUCGAUUUCACCCUAAACAAUCUUAUAAUGUUGUGUUCAUUGUGAUCACACAGUUGAAAAGAAGUAGGAGAUCAUCCAAUGGAUGGAGCCAGGACUCCAGGAGCGGAAUGAUUUCGUGGCGGUUCCCAGGAGGAAUAUGUAUCUCCAUGGAGGACAUUGGAAGCCCAAAUACAAAAACCCGGCUUAAAAGAUGUGAAAAGGGAAUUCAAAGAUUUUGCAUUGUGCAGUUCAAUGGCCUAUCAAAGAAAGGCCUGUCUCAAAUCGGCUCAAGGGAGAUCAAAACUGCACAGUAGUUUGACAAUGAUGUUUUGACGUUCAACUCAUUGUGUUUGGUCUGAAUCAAACGAAAGACUUCUGCUCUGCCCGGAUGCUGUUUCAGUUUGUUUCCAACCUGAAUAUACACAGCUCAUUGUCAUGGCCGUUGGUUGUAGUAAAAUAUGUGAUCAUAUAGAGUAUGAAGUUAAUUAGUACUGUCAACAAGUGACCAGCAAGCUUAGCUCUGUGGCCAAAAAAGGAUCAGACAAAUUACUUCUACAACAAAACCAGUGACAGAGAGUCU